Molecule: messenger RNA, 996 nt
Organism: Oikopleura dioica
Lineage: Eukaryota; Metazoa; Chordata; Appendicularia; Copelata; Oikopleuridae
Source: the annotation of a GenBank genome assembly
AUGACUUGGCUCGACUACAAGAAUCUUCUGGAGCACUGGGAAGUGGCGGAAGCAAUGUCUACCUUCAGCUACGACGAAGCCGAGACCGACGACGUGAUUCAGCAUUUUCUCGACAGGCUCCUCACCAGACCAAUACUCAAGGCCUACGCUUACGAAAAAGGAAUCACAACGAUUCAAGACGUAAUCGCGUCUCAAACGAAGAAGACUCUCACGGCCAAACAGAAAAGGAAGAUCAAGACCUGGUGCGAGCACAGAGCUCGAGAAUCAGCAGCCGAGACACUCCAAUACCCCAAGCAAGCGGAAGUCGUCGACGAGCCCGAAGCGAUUCAGUUGUGGGAAGAGCUUAUGAAAACAAACAAGCCAAAGCCAAGAGAAGCAGCUAUCGCCUUCUUCAUUUGCUUCACCACGGGUUCCAGAAUGAAGGAGGCCCUCAACCUCAGAAUCGAAGAUCGCGAAAGCGUCAAAGAAGACGGAAAAGAAUUCUGGCGAUUCCACAUCCGAACCAGCAAAACGGACCCAUUCUGCAAACGCAUGGAGACUCUCACCAUUCCAAUGGAAAUGAAGCACGGCGUCCCGCUAGCUCUCGAGCUCCGAGCACAAGUGAGAGACCGAGAAUCAGGACUCGUCCUCAAGACUCUCGAAGGUCACACCAGAAUCGCCUCGGACUACUUAGCCCGCUAUGGAGCCAAAGCAGGACUCUCUAAGAAGGUUUCCGCACAUUCAGGCAGAGUCAGUUUCUACAUCGAAGGACGACGCUCUGGCCUCUCUCAACAAACGCUCGCGCACACGCUCCGCUGGGCGCCAGGAAGCUCGAUGCCGGACUACUACGAAAGAUGCUGGCUUGAGUGCAGCAAUUUGGGAGCGCCAGUCAGCGUCGCAAAAUCAAGAGCCAGAAAGCGAAACGGAAGCGACAACGAAGACAACUCUCUUCAGGUUUCAGAUACCCCAAGAACCACAAGAAGCCAAUCAAGAGCAAAAGAAACAGAAAACAACUGA